This is a messenger RNA of Knipowitschia caucasica, 804 nucleotides long. The record is from the annotation of a GenBank genome assembly. NCBI's taxonomy places the organism in Eukaryota, Metazoa, Chordata, Actinopteri, Gobiiformes, Gobiidae.
AUGCAGAGACUGGAGGACUGGGUUGGUGUUGCUGGGAACGCCUUCGUGGUGAGCCUGGCGCUGGCCGACCUGGUGGUGGCGCUGUACCCGUACCCUCUGGUCCUCUCCGCCAUCUUCAACGACGGCUGGAUGGCGGGCUACAUCCACUGCCAGAUCAGCGGCUUCCUCAUGGGCCUCAGCGUCAUCGGCUCAAUCUUCAACAUCACCGGCAUCGCCAUCAACCGCUACUGCUACAUCUGCCACAGCCUUAAGUACGACAAGCUCUUCUCCAACUCCAACACCAUGUGCUACGUGGUGCUGGUCUGGGCGCUCACCAUCCUCGCCAUCGUCCCCAACUGGUUCGUGGAGUCCCUGCAGUACGACCCCAGAGUCUACUCCUGUACUUUCGCCCAAUCGGUGAGCUCGCUGUACACCAUAACCGUGGUCGUGGUGCACUUCAUCGUCCCCAUCGGGAUCGUGACGUACUGCUACCUGCGCAUUUGGAUUCUGGUGAUCCAGGUGCGGCGCCGGGUCAAGCCGGACACUCGCGCCAAGAUCAAACCGCACGACAUGAGGAACUUCCUGACCAUGUUCGUGGUGUUCGUGCUCUUCGCCGUGUGCUGGGCGCCGCUGAACUUCAUCGGACUCGCCGUGGCGUUGGACCACAGGUUGGGGGACGCCAUUCCCGAGUGGCUCUUCACGGCGAGCUACUUCAUGGCGUAUUUCAACAGCUGCUUGAACGCCGUGGUCUAUGGGGUUUUGAACCACAACUUCAGGAAGGAGUACAAGAGAAUCGUGGUGAUCGUUUUUCGGUUUCGCUGCUGA